This is a messenger RNA of Scutellospora calospora, 145 nucleotides long. NCBI's taxonomy places the organism in Eukaryota, Fungi, Glomeromycota, Glomeromycetes, Diversisporales, Gigasporaceae. The record is from the annotation of a GenBank genome assembly.
AACAAAUAUAAUAAAAGAGAGAAAGUCCAAAGCUCCAUUAUCAGAGAAGAACAAAUACAAGAAAGUUCAAAGCAUCAAACCUAGUGAUACAAAAAAAGAGAGAAAGUCCAAAGCACUAUUCCCAGUGAAGAACAAACACAAGAAA